AAUCGAUCAGAGAGAGGAAGAUGGCGGUGGACGGAGUCAGCGGGGUAGGAUCGAUCACCGAAAAACUCGAUUGGUGUGAGAACUGCUAACUGGGAAAAAACACACUCCGAAACAACGCGUGGCCAGCCCGUGUCAAACCGGCGGACAGCGGCGAUAACAAGGAGUGUACAGAUCCUGAGCCACCCUGCCAGCCUUCAGGAUGAUGGACUUCCCAUGGCACAGUGGGAAAGUUCUGGAGCAGCUCAACCACCAGCGCCAGCAGGGCCUGCUGUGUGACUGCACCUUCGUGGUGGACGGGGUGGACUUCAAGGCCCACAAAGCUGUGCUGGCGGCCUGCAGUGCCUACUUCCGAACACUCUUCCUGGACCAGAAGGAUGUGGUGCAUCUCGACAUCAGCAACGCAGCCGGUUUGGGACAGGUCCUGGAGUUUAUGUACACUGCCAAGUUGAGUUUAAGUCCUCAGAAUGUAGAGGAUGUGCUGGCCGUGGCUAACUUCCUACAGAUGCAGGAGAUUGUAAACGCUUGCUCUGCCUACCAGUCGGUCACAGUUCCGGCUCCGUCCCUCGAAGCAGAUGAUUUCACUGUCGAAAAAACAGAAGAUGGAGCACAGAGGCUGGAGGCCAACCUGGCAGAGGUGGCAUCACAGGCAGAGGAGAGCCCUCCAGAAAGCUCCUCCAUAGACGGUCCAGAGUCCACAGUCAGUCAGGGGAAUGUGACGGAAGACUCUGCCGCUGAAGCACAACAGAUGGUUUGUAACCCAAACCCCACCCGAAGCUACUCGGGCCGAGGACGACCCCCUAAAAACACCUCCCUGUCUGUGCAAAAGAAGACGCCUGUAAAGAAGGGGGAUGAAAACGCUGUGAAAGAUGUGCCGGAGUUUCAGGAUGACCCCUCUGACGCCGACUACACACCCAAAUCAGUGUUGAAGUCUGAAGGCAGCUCGUCCUACAUGAGCUCCCGGGGGAGAAGAAUCAGAAAACCUCCCCGACGAAACUUCCCACCCGACAAUGACUCAGAGGAUGAGGCUGCCGCAAAGAGUCAAAAAGAGAAGAAGGCAGUGGAGCAGGUGGAGCCAGCAGAGCCAGUGGAUGAAUCUGGAGGACACGAGGAAGAGGCUGAUGAAGGAGAGGCUGAUGAUGAUGAUGAUGAUGAUGAUGACGAUGAUGAUGAGGUGGCUGGAGGAGAAGAUGACGAGGGCAGCCAGGAGAUGGAGGGCAUUGAGUCGAGUGGCGCGAGAGACGGGAGGCCGACACCGUCAGGAGCUAUCAGCAGCCGAUCUGAGUCAAAGCCUUACAGCUCCGUUACCCACAAAUGUGAGGACUGUGGGAAGAAGUUUACCCAUACGGGAAAUUUCAAGAGACACAUCCGCAUUCACACAGGAGAGAAGCCAUUCAGCUGUCGGGAUUGCAACAAGGCUUUCUCUGACCCCGCUGCCUGUAAAGCCCAUGAGAAAACACACAGCCCUCUGAAACCGUACUGCUGCUCUACCUGUGGAAAGAGCUACCGCCAGAUCAGCCUGCUCAACCUCCACCGGAAGCGCCACACAGGCGAGGCACGCUACAGCUGCGAGGAGUGCGGCAAGCUCUUCACCACAUCUGGCAACCUGAAGCGCCACCAGCUGGUGCACAGCGGCGAGAAGCCGUACCACUGCAACUACUGUGAGAAGGCCUUCUCCGACCCCACCGCCAAGAUGAGACACCUGGAGACCCACGACACGGAGAAGGGAAACAAGUGUCCGCACUGCGACAAGCGCUUCAACCAGGUGGGGAAUCUGAAGGCUCACUUAAAAAUCCAUAUUACAGACGGUCCUCUCAAGUGCAAAGAGUGUGGCAAACAAUUUACCACUUCAGGAAACUUGAAGAGACACCUGCGUGUUCACAGUGGAGAGAAACCGUACGUCUGUGUACACUGCCAGAGAGCCUUCGCUGACCCCGGUGCUCUGCAGCGGCAUGAGCGCAUCCAUACAGGAGAGAAGCCCUGCCUCUGUCUUAUCUGUGGUAAGGCCUUCACCCAGGCCAGCUCGCUCAUCGCCCACGUCCGGCAGCAUACCGGAGAGAAACCCUACGUCUGCGACCGCUGCGGCAAGAGGUUUGUGCAGUCCAGUCAACUGGCCAAUCACAUCCGCCAUCAUGAUAAUGUCCGUCCACACAAGUGUCAGAUGUGCAAUAAAGCAUUUGUGAAUGUGGGAGAUCUGUCCAAGCACAUCAUCAUUCACACAGGAGAGAAACCCUUCCUGUGCGAUAAAUGCGGUCGCGGGUUCAACCGGGUGGACAACCUGCGCUCCCAUGUCAAGACCGUCCAUCACGGCAAGGCUGGCAUGAAGCGCUUGGUGGUUGCCGGGGGCGGCACGGACGAGGGGACCGACGGCUACACCGGAGCAUCCACUUCAGACAGCGAGAUCAACAUAGUUACCGUCACCACAGAGGACAUCGUCACCUUGGCAACAGAGGCUCUGGCUGCCAGUGCUGUAGCUCAGCUGACAGUAGUUCCAGUGGCUGCCUCUGUGUCUGCAGAUGAGACUGAGGCACUGAAAGCUGAAAUCACAAAGGCUGUAGAGAAAGUGCAAGAAGCAGACCCCAACACCCAGAUCUUAUAUGCUUGUGAUUCGUGUGGCGAUAAGUUUCUAGAUGCCAGCUCUCUGGCCCAGCAUGUCCGCAUGCACACAGCGCAGGCCCUGGUCAUGUUCCAGGCAGACUCCGACUUCUACCAGUACACCACGGCCACCGCUGCCGAGGGGGAUACCACGACAGCGUGGCAACCCACUGCUGAACAGGUCAUCCAAGGGGGGGAACUGAUCUUCCGCACACAGGUUGGAGAGGGGGAAGCGGAGGGAGAUGUGGUGGGGGAGAGCCAAGAUCGAGCAGAGGGGCAAGGAGGGGGAAGUCAAGAGGAGGAGAGGGAGGAAGGACAGGAUGGAGACGCGGAAAACCAAACCGAGCUGCAGAUGAAGGUGAAAGACGAAGCUUCAGCGGAGGCUAAGGAGGACAGAGGAGAAGCCAUGGACUGUGAGAGUCAGACUCAGGCAUAAUGUGGCCAAGUCUUGAAAGGGAUGAAUAAUGUGAUUAAUAACAGAUCUAGAUAAAAGCAGGAGAAGAAGGAAAUAUCGGAAAAGAAAUUUCCCUGAUGCUGACAUAUGGCCAAGGGGAAAUGUAAACCCUGGCUGAACUGUAUUUAUAAUUUAUAAUGUGCAACACUUUUUCAAUAGUUUUAUCUUAAGGUACAGUAUACAGUCAAAAAUUAUGCUUUUGUCAGUCCGAAUUCCUCCUAACAAUGUGAUUACUAACCACAACUGCUAUAUUUUAUCUGUGGUUUGGUAAAUAUUGUCAAAGUCCUUCCAAAGAUAGUUCUAAUUUGCACAGGUUGUUUAUUUUUUUAGACUAAAAUGCAGAAUUGGGCAAGGCCCUGAAUAUAAUUUUUACCAAAGCAUAUAACACAAAUUAUUUUCCAUUACUCUAGUCUUACCUUAUGUGACUUAAAAAUAAUAUUGGAUGAAACGUGUACAUUUUCCUCAAAUGGUCCCCGUAUUUUGCUAUACUUAGUGGAAGUAUUUUCAUGGAAAGCACAUUGUACAGAUGUUAUCUUUAUGAAUUUGUGCCGUGGUACUAGAAAUGUCAGUGGGAAGGUCUCUAGAUAGCUUCUUCUGUCUUAUGUUAGUGUCUUGGCAAACACUGUAAAUACUGUGCAUGUUUAAUAAUUUACUAUUUGUUAUGUGUCCUCUAAAGAAGUCUUAAUGCCUCUCUUAAAAGCUAUAAAGAAAUAUGUUUAGUGAGGAGACACUGGAAAACCUUUUUCAGUUUCACAAUGACAUCUAUCAAUUGUUUUUCUUUAUUGCAGUAAAUAACUCACUGGGGAAUUCCCUGUCACUGUUAAUUUUAUGACAUUUCAUACUCUACAAAUACCAGAAACAUUGUUUAGACCCACUGUAACUCACCCACUGAUCAAUAAAGCAUCUUCAUUCACAGUA
This is a messenger RNA of Myripristis murdjan (pinecone soldierfish), 3964 nucleotides long. RefSeq names its product zinc finger and BTB domain containing 17 (gene zbtb17). The record is from RefSeq and is a predicted model, not a curated record. NCBI's taxonomy places the organism in Eukaryota, Metazoa, Chordata, Actinopteri, Holocentriformes, Holocentridae. The coding region runs from base 200 to 3028 and encodes 942 amino acids. The transcript has 15 exons. Gene Ontology annotation, molecular function: RNA polymerase II cis-regulatory region sequence-specific DNA binding; DNA-binding transcription repressor activity, RNA polymerase II-specific; protein binding. Gene Ontology annotation, cellular component: nucleoplasm. Gene Ontology annotation, biological process: negative regulation of transcription by RNA polymerase II; regulation of cytokine production; regulation of immune system process.